UGGUCCAAGAGCUUUUGAUACAUUUUUUUUAUCGAACGGCGAUUGCAGAACAAUGCCUCCACCACCACCGCCACCACCUCCACCUCCACCUUCCCUGAUUGGUCCAGGUUCUGGAGGCAGUUCAGUCCCAGUUGGCAAGAAACCAGCAGCUUUGCUUGCUGAAAUACAGAGAGGAACUGCUCUCAAAAAAGUUGUCACUAAUGACCGUUCUGCUCCUCUGGUUGGAGGAAAACCCACUUCGUCGCAUGUUGGUGGAGGAGUCAGUAUAAAUCAGCUCGAACGUGAACCAAAACCAGGCUCUGGUCUUGGUCGUCCUUUCGGUGGCGCAGGGCCAGCUCCUAUAGGAGGUCUUUUCGCAAAUGGUCUGCCGUCGAAACCCAGUGAAAAUCGAAUUCGCAGAGCACAUACGACGGCCAUCACACCUCCAGCUCCAUCGCCGCCAAGUCUACCAAAACAGAAUUCAGACGCUCGUUCAUCCCCGUCAAAUCAUGGUGCUCCACCUGCACCACCAAAACCUUCCGAGCUUAUGGCAAACAGCAAGCCAUCGCCACCGCCACCUCCCGUCCAAAAACCUAACAUUGGGUCUACUUCUAGUAAUCGUGAUCAAUUCAAAACUAUGCGACCAUUCAAACCAGAGAUGAGUUACACGAACUCAAAACUAAGAAGAAGUGGUAGCUCAGAGGACGUAUCAUCGCGUGAGUCUACUCCAGCACGAGCUCCGAUUUCUCGACCAUCGUUUCAUCCACCAGCACGACCAACAGCUCCUCCUCCGCCACCGCCCAUCGUGCGUACUAAUGGUGUACAUCCUCCAGACCCGCCUCCACCACCAUCCGUGGGACCUAUAGCCUCAGGCCUUACCAGCAGAUUUGGAAGCUCGCCAGCUGUUUCACGAACAGAUGAAAGUGCUCCACCACCUCCACCGCGAGGAGCGUCCAAGGUGGCUAGCUCAGUUGCGAGUCCACCUCCACCGCCGCCCAUGGUAAUGCCAAAAUAUCCACCAAAAGAUGCUCAUCCCCUUGACCGAUUCACGUUCAAGCCGCUAUCAAGUCUCCCUCCUCCUCCUAUUCCAUCAGGACGUGCGUUGUGAACAUUACUUAUUCUCAAAAAUCAUUAAUAGUUUAGUGCCUUUUGCCUCACAAAGUGUUUUGUUUCAUUACUUCCUUACCUUAUGUCUCACAACUUAUCAUUCUUAUUUUGUACUUCACUGCGUUCGACGAUUCACUUCGCUUGUUCUAUGUUCCUCAUUUUUGUCACAAUUAACUUGAUGUUGACGCAUUUUCAAAAUUGACGAUGCUUUUACUUUACGCCAUACAGUACAUGAGCAAGCCCAAUCGCUUGUGCUUUGGCGCGAGUAGUGUUGAUAUCUUCUAGUCCUUUCCCAGCAAAUGUUUUAUAGUGUAGUGCCUUCUCAGUCUUAUAACAAGUUGAAGUUUCUGUGAUCGUAUACUCCUGUUCUCGGUUAUAACGUUUCUAUUUUAUCUGCGCAGGAGCAAUAAUAUCAUGCAAUUUGGUGUAUGUUCCCAACGAGGCUAUGUUAUUCUUCUAAUCUAUUUUCAAAUUUAUUUUCUCGUUAGCUUUCUGUAUCAUAUGCGAAUAAAUGGAGACUACA
Molecule: messenger RNA, 1609 nt
Organism: Cylicocyclus nassatus
Lineage: Eukaryota; Metazoa; Nematoda; Chromadorea; Rhabditida; Strongylidae
Source: the annotation of a GenBank genome assembly